AUUCCACCCAUUCCACCACGGCAGCCAUGUCUUCCAAAGAGCUGAAUGCCUUCCUCACUUGGGCCGAAGAGAACGAGAUCCUCUGGGAUAAGAGCGCUAUCGAAAUUAAGGAGGGCAAAUAUGGCCUUGGUGUCUACGCUAAGAAGCGCCUGGAAGCUGGAUAUGAAGUCGUCCAGGUCCCAAAGGCAAUCGUUCUGUCUGUGGAAACCACGGGCAUUGCCAACUUGCUCGCUGACGAUGAGGUCGAGGGUUACAUCGGACUGACCCUUGGGUGUAUGUACGAGAUGUCUCGCGGACCCCAGUCACCCUGGUCUGCUUACCUCGCUCUUCUGGAGAAGCGCCCUCCUCAUAUGGCGACCUCUUUGUCCAAGGACGCUCGGGAGAUGAUGAAGUACUGUGAGGCGUACAAUGACAUUGAGUCCGACAUUAAAGAUAUGGAAGAUGAUUACAAGUCAAUCGUGGGCCCGUUCAUUGACAAGCAUCCCGAGGUCUUUACAGAGGAGAUCAAGAAUAAGUUCUUCAGCUUUGAGGCUUUCAAGGUUAUGACAGGACAUGUCUCUUCCCGUUCAAUGGACGUUGAUAACUUUCACGUCACUGCCCUUGUACCUUUUGCAGACUUUGUCAACCAUAGUCCAACACCUAACUCGGACUACUUGACUCAUGAAGAUGUUUGCGAGAUCUGUGGCGCAUUGGUCUGUGAGCACCGCGAGGCAGACGAGGAUGAAGACGAGGAUAUCGAAUCUGAUAGCGACCAGGCACCAGAGUUGGCAGAUGGCGAUGAAGAAAAUGAUGACGAUGAUGACGAGUUGCCUCAGCUCACCGGUGAGGAUGCAUCUUACAAAAAGGACGCCACGGGGACUGACAACGAAGAUGAAGAGCGAGAGGGCGAGGAGUGGGAGGACGACGAUACUGAGGACGGUGCAGAGGAGCAGGAGAUCAAUGACACCUGCGAUAUCAUCCUAGAUUGCGAUAUCAAGAAAGGCGAAGAGAUCACGCGCCACUACGGCCCUUAUCCCAACAAGGUCAUCCUGAGCAAGUAUGGUUUUGCAGUGGAAGAUAACCCGCACGAUACGGUCACUAUUCAACUGGAGAUGGUCCGUCAGGCAGCUGAGCAAUUUAUCAACGACAAGGAAUUGGUGGGGGAAAGGAUUCAGUGGUUCUUGGAAUCAGAGGAUGCGUUCAUUGGCGCAGAGGAUGAAGAUGACCAUGAACACGAACACGAAAGUGGAUGCUGCGGCGGCGGCGAUCAUGAUCAUGACGAGGAUACGGAGAAGCAUGAAUAUGAAGCAGAUGGCGAAUGCUGCGACGACAAAGGCACCAAGGCGCUGCAGAAGGCGAGCUCCAAAGAUGCGACCAGGGGCGACGACGACAAAAACACCAAAGAAGAUAAGGAUGGGGAGCAAGAGGAGGAGGAGGAGGAGGAAGAGGAAGAUGACGAAGAGGACGAUUUCCCUAGAGAUAUCAUGUACAUGAUGCACGAUGGAUCAGUGGACGACCGACUUCUGCUGCUCCUGAACGUCCUGUUCAUGGAGAAGGACCAGUUCCAAGAGGUCAAGGAGGAUAUGGACGUGGCGAUGGAGUACUUUAACGAGAUUUUCACGCGUCGUCAGCAGGAGGAACAAGGCGACGAAGACGAAGAUAUGGAUGGGGAUGAAGAUGAGGCCGAGGAGGAGAAGGAAAAGAUCAGCAAGUAUGAACUGAAGCCCCGCGACGCAAAGAGUAAGAAAGUCCGUAUGGCAGUUCUGCAGGCCACUCUGGCGCUGGUCCGUAUUCGUGCGGAUGCCUUUGGAGUCACAGACAAGACGACUGCUGAGCAGGACUUGGCGUCGCUGAAGAAGGCCAAGCUGUCAGGUCCACUCUACUACGGGGGUCUCUGCGUUCAGGGCGAAAAGCAGAUUCUUCAGAAUGCUCUUCAGGGCUACACCCAGUUUCUCUCCGAGCUUUAACAAUCCGUUGUUUCCUCUUUACAUAAAGGGUACGCCCUCAAGACAUAAUAAACGAAUGUUGC
Molecule: messenger RNA, 2008 nt
Organism: Gamsiella multidivaricata
Lineage: Eukaryota; Fungi; Mortierellomycota; Mortierellomycetes; Mortierellales; Mortierellaceae
Exons: 5
Coding region: 27-1946 (639 amino acids)
Biological process (GO): peptidyl-lysine monomethylation
Cellular component (GO): nucleus
Molecular function (GO): protein-lysine N-methyltransferase activity
Source: RefSeq, a predicted model, not a curated record